This is a messenger RNA of Aureobasidium uvarum, 888 nucleotides long. The record is from the annotation of a GenBank genome assembly. NCBI's taxonomy places the organism in Eukaryota, Fungi, Ascomycota, Dothideomycetes, Dothideales, Saccotheciaceae.
AUGAACGGAUCAGUCAGAAUCAAUGCAGUCAACGAAGACGGCGAAACCUUUACCGAUGACCUAUCCGCAGGAGAUGUCUGGUUCUUCCCUGCCGGCAUCCCUCACAGCAUCCAAGCUGGACCCACUGGAGUUGAGUUCCUUCUCGUCUUUGACGAAGGCAGUUUCAGCGAGGACAACACUUUCCUUCUCUCGGAACUCUUUGCCAGAAAUCCCAAAUCUGUUUUGGCCAAAGAUCUCCGCGUAGACAUCUCGGCUCUGGACCACAUCCCCCAAGACCAACUUUAUAUCUUCAAUGGCUCGGCAUACCCAGCCAAUGUUUCUGACCCCCUCAACAACAUCACCGGUCCCGCUGGUGUGAUCCCCAACUCCAAAGGCUACUCCUACCAUUUCUCCGAACAAGCACCUUACGAAGUCCCCGGCGGCAGUGUCAAGAUUCUCGACACACAGACUUUCCCGGCAGCCUUUGACUUUGCCGUCGGUCUCUUCACAAUAAAGCCCGGAGCCAUGCGCGAAUUGCACUGGCACACCACCAGCGACGAGUGGGACUUCAUCCUCUCCGGUCAAGGCAGACUGACUCUGUUCCAAGCACCUCAAGCCUCUCGUACCUUUGACUUCCACGCCGGCGAUGUGGGUUAUGUUCCCGUGGUCACUGCACACUAUCUCGAAAACACUGGAACCGAGGAUUUGGUUUACUUGGAGGUGUUGCAGGCACCCAUCUACAAUGAUGUCAGUGUUGCGCAGUGGUUGGGAUUGACUCCCAAGCAAGUCGUCAAGGAACAUUUGGGCUUCAGCGAUGAUACCCUGAACCGCCUCCCGAAGAUUAAGCCGUUCAUCUUGCCUGGAGACACUGAUUUGGGUCAGACUAACUUUACCUCCGAGGCUGAGUAA